GCAAAACAAACAAAAAUUGGUUGUUCACAUUGAUGCUAAACACGGAAGACCACUUGAUAGUGUGGAAUCAGCAAAGUUAUCUAGUGAGCUGGGGAUACUCUCUCGCGAAUUCAUGCGUGUACCGGCUAAAAUGGAAGGACUUUGAAAAGUCUGAGUUGUCGGUGGCUUUUGAUCAACUUGGUAUGCAUUUAUCCAUCGAUAAUCCAGAAGAGGAAACUAAAGAGAAUGUCUUGGAAUUGUUAAAGCAUCGAAUCAGACACCAGCGACAUAGGUUGAAUAAACAUUUCGGGAAGUUCACUUCGCUGGAGGAAGCAAUUCGAAAUAAACCUUACUUUGGAGGCUUAACUCAAGCGAACUGGGAAUUACUAUGUACUAAUCUUUUUAGCGAUCCUCAGUACCAAGAAAGAUGCAAAAUAAAUAGGAACAAUCGAAAAAAGAUGAUUACAAAUCAUAAUCAAGGCUCUAGGUCUUUUGUAGCAGCUCGCAAUAUACUUAGUAAAGAACUAGAAGAGGAGGAGGAGGAUGAUGAUGAUGAUGAUGGUGAUGAGGAAGUCGAUAGGAUAAAAUUUUACAAACAUUGUCAUUAUAAAGAAGGGAAGGGGUGGGCUACUCCACAAUGUGAAAAAAAUUAUGUGGAAAUGGAACGUCGUAGGACUGAAGUCGAAGAAUUUGGUGAGAAAGUUGAUGCCGAUAAAAUUGCUGAUGAUGUUCUUGGAAAAAGAUCUUCUUACAUUGUUGGACUUGGAUAUGGUCCAAAACCAAAAAAAAUUGCAUCAAAUUCGACUAUGAAAAUGCUUGAAGAACGUUUAAAAGAGAAGGAAAAAGCAAAUUUGGAGCUUAAGGAUAGAGUUGUUUCCAUGGAAACAACUCAUCAAGAGUAUGGUCGUCUCAUUCAACAAUUGAUGGAGUCUCAACAACGUUCAAAGUGGAGACAUUCUACUUGGCGAGAGAAUAGAAGUUAUGCACUUGGUGGAUUUCCUAUCAUCUUAUUCAAGCUCAAAGUAGUAAUGAUGUUUUAGUUUAUAUUUUUUAUUCAGGUUUUCAAAUUCAAUUUGUAAGGAAGACUUUAAUAUUAGGUUGUUAUUUUAGGUGUUUUAGAAUGAUCGUUUGAAUUUUCGUGUCAAUACUUAUUUCAGUUUAGUUUUCAUUUAUUUGGGAUAGUAAUUGACUGUUACUUUUAUAAUAUUUUAUUUAAUUUAUUUGUCUAUUUAU
Molecule: messenger RNA, 1212 nt
Organism: Erythranthe guttata (spotted monkey flower)
Lineage: Eukaryota; Viridiplantae; Streptophyta; Magnoliopsida; Lamiales; Phrymaceae
Source: RefSeq, a predicted model, not a curated record